Molecule: messenger RNA, 1740 nt
Organism: Neurospora crassa OR74A
Lineage: Eukaryota; Fungi; Ascomycota; Sordariomycetes; Sordariales; Sordariaceae
Exons: 2
Coding region: 203-997 (264 amino acids)
Biological process (GO): regulation of transcription by RNA polymerase II
Cellular component (GO): mediator complex
Molecular function (GO): transcription coregulator activity
Source: RefSeq, a predicted model, not a curated record
AGGUGGGGGAGCUUCCAGAACCUCUUCAGCCUCCUUGUCCCGAAAAUACAAAACACAACCAAACCACCAACAGGCGCAUCAAGAAGUUGACAGCAGCGACAUAAAAUCACAAACCACCCAAUUGGACUCACUACAAUAUAUAUCUACCGAUAAUUCCAUACGCAUAAGCAUCAGCCCAUCGAUUCGACAACUUCACAUCAGCAUGGAUAACAACGCCCAACCCCAAGGGCAACUACAGCUCCAAUCCCAAAUGGACAUCGACAUCCACGAACCCUUUACAACCGCCGAGCACAUUCAGCAACUCAGCAACAUCGACAAUGACAUCGUCUCCCUUCUCGAACUAACCUCCAACGCCCUCCGCUGCCUCGCCUCCCCACCACCCACAUCAUCCGACACCCAGAACCAAACCGAAGCCGAACAACAAAAACAACAACAAGAAGAACAAGACCAAGAAGACGCUACAACCCGCUUCACCCAAAUCCAAUCCACCUUCCUCUCCACCCUCGACCGCGUCGACAAGCAACUCCGUCGACAAAUCUACGCCAUGGAAGAAGCAGGCAUCAUCAACCUCCGCUCUUCCUCCUCCAACUCCAACCCCAACAACCCCGACGACGACGGUACCGGCGGUCCAGGCGAACCCAGUGCUUCCAACAAACCCGGCGGUUACGCGGCCGCUUCUGCACCCAAAAACCCCGGCGAACUCACGCGCCCAGCCAAGAUCGAGACGCACCGCGGCGCCAAGUGGGUGCGGCCCGUGGUGGCACGACUGGACCCGGACGGUGUGGGGAGGUAUGGGAAUCUGGAUGUAGGGAGGAUGAAUAUGGCGAUUGAUACCGUGGAGAGGGAUAUGGAACGGGAGCUGUGGCUGAGGGCGAGGGAGCAUGCGGAGAGAGUGGUGAAGGAGAAAGGAGUUCCUGCUGCUGGUGUGGGGCCGCUUGGUGCAGGUGGUGUGAUUAAGAAGGAGGAGGAAGGAGCGGAUCGGAUGGAUGAGGAUUAGAGGUCUUGUUCCCUUGGUGUUGGUAACGCUGAGGGCGCGGUUAUCCAGGAAGCAGGAGCAGCAGAGCGAAUGGACGAGGGCUUGAUGGGAGCCGAUCAGAUGGAUGAGGACCGGAUGUCUGAAACCGAGGAGUUCUACACGCCGUUCGAGUAUUUUUGAUUUACUCGGACGUUGCACAUCAUGGCAGGAGCGAUUUUCAGGAUUCGUACGACAGGUGGCUUGCUUGGUUGGUUUUUUCGGAUGCAUGUCUAUCAGGAGUUUGGGACUAUGAAACAUGAUCAAAUUUGGCAUUACGGUGGGUUUUCAGGCGUUAGGUCGUUGUUCUAGUGAGCUUUACACUGGGUUGCUGUUGAUAGGAUUAUCAUAGGAUAUCAUCACAUGUAGUUUACACAUCAGUGAAAUCCGAAACUCCAACGAAGGAGUGUGUAAGGAGUUCAAUUUUGAUGAGAACCGAAACUAUGGGCAGGAAUUCCCAUCCAUCAGCCAGUCAAACUGCUCAUCAUCCAGAUGGGCCACCGAACAAGACCGAAUAUGUAGGAGAAAUCCUAUUACCCUAAGAUCACUCGAUUCAUCACUCGUCGACUAGGACCAAAGCACCUCAAUUCCUUUUUACGUAUCAAGGUUUGGCGCGCCUCCAGGCUUGUAAGGACCUCUAUGCUCCCCUGCCGCCCAAAAAUAUCCGAAGUACUUCAACGGUCGAAUGGACCUCUAGGCCGUAGAGCUCUGGCACCGUCUGUCGUAAC